Molecule: messenger RNA, 3210 nt
Organism: Clupea harengus (Atlantic herring)
Lineage: Eukaryota; Metazoa; Chordata; Actinopteri; Clupeiformes; Clupeidae
Gene: gfm1
Product: G elongation factor, mitochondrial 1
Biological process (GO): mitochondrial translational elongation
Cellular component (GO): mitochondrion
Molecular function (GO): GTP binding; GTPase activity; translation elongation factor activity
Source: RefSeq, a predicted model, not a curated record
GUUGGAGAUAUAGAAGGGGGCGCAAAAAGCUCUGCCUCUGAGAGGCGCCCUAGGCAACCGCCUAUGUCGCCUGUAGGAAAGACCGGCCCUGUUCUAUUUUAUGAUAUCAAUAAUCUCAGACAAUAUUCCGCUGUUACAGACACGUGAUUCAAAUAAUCUUAGCUGUUGCAAAGGGGUCUGCUUCUCCACCCAUCCACUGGGGGCGCCGAGUUUAAUGAUCCCACUUACUCGGAUGUCCCUCACAGCUUGUCGUAGUCCAGGAACAAGGGUUUCACAAUUGAACCGGCGUGACUUUCACAGGCUGACAUCCAUUCACGGUUGUGUAAAGGUGGCCCAAUCUGCCCUGGUUUAAUAGCCAAAAUGAGAGUCCUAAAAGCAGGUUUAACCUUAUCUCAACGGCAUUUAAAGAAGCCCGGAACAUUAACUGUGAAACAGGUUCUAUUAAAUAGUUGUCGGUCAUGUUCCUCUGGCCUCAUUCCCAACGAGAGAAUACGCAAUAUUGGCAUCUCUGCACAUAUUGACUCGGGGAAGACCACUCUUACCGAGCGAAUAUUAUACUACACCGGACGGAUAGCUGAAAUGCACGAGGUGAAGGGCAAGGACGGGGUCGGGGCUGUCAUGGACUCCAUGGAGUUGGAGAGACAGAGGGGAAUCACCAUUCAGUCGGCCGCCACAUACACCAUGUGGAACGAUUACAACAUCAACAUCAUUGAUACUCCCGGUCACGUUGACUUCACCAUUGAGGUUGAGCGCUCCUUGCGGGUGCUGGACGGAGCGGUCCUGGUUCUGUGUGCGGUGGGAGGGGUGCAGUGUCAGAGCAUGACAGUCAACAGGCAGAUGAAGCGCUACAACGUGCCCUUCCUCACCUUCAUCAACAAGCUGGACCGCAUGGGAUCCAACCCAAACCGAGCCCUGCAGCAGCUCAGGACCAAGCUUAACCACAACGCUGCCUUUGUGAACAUCCCCAUUGGCCUGGAGGGCAAUCUGAGGGGCCUUGUGGACCUCAUCGAGGAGCGCAGUAUCUACUUUGAAGGGCCAUUUGGUCAGAGUAUGCGUUAUGAUGAGAUCCCAGCUGAGAUGCGCGCCGAGGCUGCCGACCGCAGGCAGGAGCUGGUGGAGUGUGUGGCCAACGCGGACGAGACCCUGGGAGAGAUGUUUCUAGAAGAGAAGAUCCCCACCGUUGGUGACCUGAAGGCUGCCGUGCGUAGGGCCACUAUCCAGCGCAACUUCUCCCCAGUGCUGGUGGGCAGCGCCCUGAAGAAUAAAGGAGUCCAGCCUCUCCUGGAUGCCGUGCUGGAGUACAUGCCCAACCCCACCGAGGUCAACAACUACGCCAUCCUCAACUCAGAGGAUUCAAUUGAAGGCACUAAACUGCGGAUGGACCCUACCCGAGAUGCAUCCAAGCCAUUUGUGGGCCUGGCCUUCAAGUUGGAGGCCGGGCGUUUUGGUCAGUUGACCUACAUGCGUGUGUACCAAGGCUGCCUGAAGAAAACCGAGUACAUCUACAACACACGCACCAACAAGAAGGUCAGGGUUCAGAGGCUUGUACGGCUGCACGCUGACCAGUUGGAGGAUGUGGAUGAGGUGUAUGCUGGCGAUAUCUGUGCCCUGUUCGGGAUCGACUGUGCCAGUGGAGACACCUUCACUGCCCGCACUAGUGCCAACCUAUCCAUGGAGUCUAUUCACGUCCCCGACGCUGUGAUCUCAAUGUCCAUGAAACCCGCCGUCAAGAAUGACAUGGACAAGUUCUCAAAAGGCAUCAACCGCUUCACGCGUGAGGACCCCACCUUCAGGGUGCACUAUGACACGGAGAACAAGGAGACCAUCAUCUCUGGCAUGGGAGAGCUCCACCUGGAGAUCUACUCACAGAGAAUGGAGAGAGAGUAUGGUUGUCCGUGUGUGAUGGGCAAACCCAAAGUGGCCUUCAGAGAGAGCGUCACUGGAUCUGUGCCGUUUGAGUUCACGCACAAGAAACAGUCAGGAGGCUCGGGUCAGUACGGUAAAGUUGUUGGAGUUCUGGAGCCGCUGGACCCAGAGCACAACACCAAACUGGAGUUUGAGGACCGCACCAUUGGAACCAACGUCCCUAAGCAGUUUGUGCCGUCUGUGGAGAAGGGCUUCAGGGACGCAUGUGAGAAAGGCCCUCUGACGGCACAUAAGAUCUCUGGUGUGAGGUUCGUGUUGGAAGACGGAGCCAAUCACAUGGUCGACUCCAAUGAAAUCUCCUUCAUCCGUGCUGGGGAAGGUGCUCUCAAGCAAGCUAUGGACGAUGCUAACGUGGUGAUUCUGGAGCCGAUCAUGUCUGUGGAGAUCGUGGCACCCAAUGAGUUCCAGGGGCCAGUCAUUGCCGGGGUCAACCGUCGCCAUGGUGUCAUCACAGGACAGGAUGGAUUGGAAGACUACUUCACUCUCUAUGCCGAUAUUCCCCUGAAUGACAUGUUCGGCUACUCCACAGAGCUGCGGUCCGGCACAGAGGGGAAAGGAGAGUACACUAUGGACUACAGCAGAUACCAGCCCUGUCUGCCAGUCGUCCAAGAAGAGCUCAUCAACAAACAUCUGGAGGCAACAGGACAACUUCCUGCCAAGAAAGGCAAAUGGAAAAACUGAGCCUGAGGCCAAAUACACACACUCACACACACACACACACACACACACACACACACAAACAGUGCUCUCAAAGAAACAUUUGGCAUAGCUGUCUCGUUGAAGGGCCUCAGUUGCCAGUGACGGAUUCAACUUCAGUUUUUCAUUUUAUAUAACAAGGACAGUGAGGAUGGGGCUAUUGAGUUAAGAUGUGUGAGUUAAGAUAAUACAUGUUUUCUCUUCAUUCAUAUCUGCACCUACCCUGCCGUCAUCCCUUGUCCCAGGUCAUCAGUAGUUAACAGCAUGGGUAUCAGAGACGGCCCCGCUGAUCAAAAAGCAAAGCUCAUACCAGAUGAGCUUGAAGUCAAAACUUCAUCACUACACACAGAGAUGAUUUUUCUUCCUCCCGUCUCCUAUGUUUCUCCCUGUCCUUUUUCACCCACAGAGUAAUUUAUAAAUUUUUAGACUUUCCUCUAUCAGACCUGUAUGGCUGCUGCUCCCCUCUGGACGGGAUUACACCUGGACAGAGGGGUGGACGUGGGCUUGUACAGUGGAUUGCUUUUGUACUGUGUACAGCGGAUGUUGAUGAUAAAGCAAGUGUAAUUAAAGACUGUUUUAAUUACAUUA